UGUUGGGCAGAGAGGAGCUCCGCACUCUCCGCACGCUGUUGCCGCAUCCCGCCGCCGCGUCCGCCUCCGGACUCCUCACGCUGUUCGCCAUUCGUCAAUCGUACUCAGCCGCUCGCAGUCUGCACUCGCAGUCUUGCACUGCAGCGGCAUUCGCGACUCACCUUAUCACCAUAGUUCAUUCAAACCCCUAAUAUACAUACAUUAUCCCAAUCCAAAUGCAAUGGGUUCAAUACGACUCUUUAAGUAUUUGAUCCUUUUUAACUUGUUCGUUUUUGUUUUAUCCGACCACGUUUGUCCAUCGAAAUGUCAGUGCAUCCGAAAUGCAGUCCGAUGCUUGCAGCAAGACUUGGUGGCGAUACCGACAGUUCCAGUCGAAACACAUACGCUGGACGUCCGUUUCAAUAAAAUUACUGACAUAACGCCAGGUAUUUUGGGUCAUCUGCAUCGUCUGCGUUCACUGCUCCUCAACGAUAACCAGCUGCGUCAACUACGAUCGGGCGUUUUCCGUGGCCUCCGACGCAUCAAGUAUUUGUACCUCUAUCGAAACAGGAUACAACACAUCGAUCCCGAUGUUUUUUAUGGACUUCUUCAUUUGGAACAGCUAUACUUGCAUGUUAACGAGAUUCAUCAUAUCGAACCCGACAUGUUUUAUAACUUGCCACGACUGGAAAGACUGUAUCUUCACAACAAUUUGCUGAAAGGGAUUCCUUCAGGUUCAUUUCGAAAUUUGCCUAAAUUGCGUAAACUCCGUUUGGACAGCAACGCACUGAUCUGCGAUUGUUCUAUGUUGUGGUUUGUUGAAAUGUUAUCUCAGCACAGGCAUAUGGAAAUCGCAGCAACCUGUUACGGACCAGACGAUGCUACUGGAAUUCCUUUAGCUGUUAUGACCGAAAAGGAUUUUAACUGCCGACAGCCUGAGAUAGAAUCAGGUCCCGAAGAUGUGACCGUUAAUUUUGGAGAGGACGCUGUGUUCAGUUGUGUUGCGAAAGGAGAACCCACUCCUGAAAUUAUUUGGUAUCGCGAUUCCUCAACGUUGCCAAUCAGUGCAAAUCGAUACGAAGUAAUGCAUAACGGUACUCUCAUGGUUCAUGACGCUGAAGAAUCCGAUCUUGGAUAUUUUGAAUGCUUAGCUAAAAAUCCCGCUGGUGAAGCGCGCUCGAGGCCUGCGAGAAUGAUUCUCCAAUCUAUGCCGGACAACAAAGGUAUACCGGUUUUUACAGUAGCACCUCGAAAACAAACUGUUAAAAUUAACCAAACGUUGGUAAUCUUUGACUGUGUUGCUAAAGGCAAUCCUAAACCACAUCUAUCGUGGUAUUUCAAUGAUGAAAGAAUACUGUUAAGUGAACGUUAUUCGAUUCAACACAAUGGUUCAAUUAUUAUACAAAAUGUUCAAGAUACAGACGCCGGCUCUUAUAGCUGCCAAGCUGAAAACAUAAACGGAAAGAUUACAGCAUCUGCUGACCUAGAAGUGAUGGUGCCACCAUCGUUUGUAACCAUACCAACAGAUAUAAACGUAGCACCAGGAGAAAAAAAUAUUUUUAAAUGUACAGCUAGAGGAUUUCCAAAGCCGCUGAUUACGUGGUUUAGAAACACAAUAGCUUUACCAGAAAACGAUAACUACGUUUUGAGUUAUAAUAACCAGAUACUUACGAUAUUAGAGGUUACAACUGAUGAUGAGGGUCUGUAUCAUUGUAGGGCACAAAAUACAGAAGGGCUUAUUGAAACAUCUGCAGAACUUAAAGUAGAGGAGAUACAGUCAUUGCCAGCACAUAUUGUAGUGAGACCUGAAGACACUGACGCUUUUAAAGGAACUUCCAUACAAAUGCCUUGUGAAGUAGAAGGUGAACCGCCUGCUACAGUAGAAUGGAGAAAGGAUGGUUCGCGAGUGAGGCCUGAUGGUAGAAUUUCAAUUACUUUACUUGGAAGCUUAAUUAUUAAUAAUGUUACUGUGGCAGAUACAGGUAUUUACGAAUGUUCUGCUUUUAAUACACGUGGUCGAGAUACUGCUUCUGCUUCAUUGGUAAUAAAAGAUCACAUUCUACCUGGGGAUCAAUAUGUUAACAUAGCUCUGACACAAGCAAUGAGAGAUGUUGAUCAGGCCAUUUCAAGGACAGUAGAUCAACUAUUUAAUAAUAAAAGUACUAAUGUAGAUAUACGCAACCUUUAUGUGAUUAGUAGAUUCCCAAAAGCACCAGCCAGAGAAAUCGCUAAAGCUGCUGAAAUUUAUGAAAGAACUUUAGACAAAGUAAAAGGAUUUGUGAAUUCGGGACUUAAGGUUACCUCAGCAGAACCAUUUAACUAUCAAGCAAUAUUAUCUAAUGAACAUCUGGAAGUAAUUGCACGGUUGUCAGGUUGUGUUGCCCAUAGAGAUACGAACAAUUGUUCUGACAUGUGUUAUCACGGAAAAUAUCGCACUUUUGAUGGUAGUUGCAAUAACUUUGCUCACCCUAUGUGGGGCGCAUCACUAACUGGUUUUAGACGAAUCCUUUAUCCUAUAUAUGAAAACGGCUUCAGUCAACCUGUUGGUUGGAAUAAAGAUUUCAAGUAUAAUGGUUUUGUUUUACCUGGUGCUCGAUUAGUCUCAACAACCAUAAUAACUACUGAAGAAAUAUCAGAAGAUAUUGAAAUAACUCAUAUGACUAUGCAAUGGGGUCAAUGGCUAGAUCACGACUUGGAUCAUGCUUUGCCGUCUGUUAGUUCAGAGACAUGGGAUGGUGUCGAUUGUAAAAAAACGUGUGAUUACUCACCGCCAUGUUUUCCUAUUGAUGUACCACCUAAUGACCCGCGCAUUACCAACCGUCGUUGUAUAGAUUUUUUCAGAACAAGCUCCGUAUGCGGCUCAGGAAUGACCUCUCCCUUGUUUGGAAAAUUACAACCUAGGGAACAAAUUAAUCAGUUGACAUCAUUCAUUGAUGCCUCUCAAGUAUAUGGCUUUGAAAAAGAUGUUGCUGAAGAUUUACGUGAUUUGACUAAUGAUGAUGGAAAAUUGCGAGUUGGAUUUGCAUUUUCAGGAAAAAAACCAUUUUUGCCUACUACUGGCUUAAAUGCUAUGGAUUGUAGGCGUAAUCUAGAAGAAAGCAAUAGAAAUUGUUUUGUUGCAGGCGAUAUAAGGGCAAAUGAACAAAUAGGUUUAGCUGCUAUGCAUACUAUUUGGAUGCGAGAACAUAACCGCCUAGCGAGUCAAUUAAAAGCUAUAAAUCCAUUUUGGGAUGGCGAUAAAGUUUAUCACGAAGCAAGAAAAAUUGUAGGAGCCGAGAUGCAAUUAAUAACCUACGAGGAUUGGUUACCGAUUGUUAUUGGUCCUGAAGGCUACAAACAAUUAGGUGAAUACAAAGGAUACAAUUCAACUUUGAAUCCAUCUAUAUCUAACGUUUUUGCCACAGCCGCUUUACGAUUUGGUCAUUCAAUGAUUAACCCUGUGCUUCAUCGUUAUGACGAAAAUUUUGAAACAAUCCCACAAGGACACUUACAGUUGCGCCAUGCAUUUUUCUCUCCUUGGAGAUUGGUUGAUGAAGGAGGAGUAGAUCCAUUAUUAAGAGGUAUGUUUACUACACCAGCCAAAUUAAAGACUCCUACACAAAAUCUGAAUUCUGAACUUACCGAGAAACUUUUUUAUAGUGCUCAUGCUGUUGCCCUUGAUUUGGCUGCGAUUAACAUUCAACGAGGUCGUGAUCACGCUAUACCUCCAUACACGAAAUGGAGACAAGUUUGCAACAUGUCUGAAGUAAAUAGUUUCGAUGAUUUGGCUAGAGAAAUAACAGAUAAAACAGUUAGAGACAAACUUGAAAAGUUAUAUGGUUCUGUGCAUAAUAUUGACGUUUGGGUUGGAGGAAUAUUAGAAGAUCAGGUUGAAGGUGGCAAAGUUGGCCCACUAUUCCGAUGUUUAUUAGUAGAGCAAUUCCGUAGACUGAGAGAUGGCGAUAGGUUUUGGUACGAAAAUCCAACGAUGUUUAAACCAAUACAACUAGAACAGAUUAAACAAACUAGUCUAGCUAGAAUAUUAUGUGAUAACGGGGACAACAUCGAUACAAUUACCGAAAAUGUAUUUUUACUGCCUGACGUACAGGACGGUCUUGUGUCAUGUGACGAUUUACAAUCAAUUGAUCUUCGAUUCUGGGCAGAUUGUGAAAGUUGUAACGAUAUCGAUAGUUCUGAGCGAUUCAUUCGGCGUGCCCGUAGAGAUACAACGCGCGAAGUAAAUAUUGAGUCGGACAUUUUGCAAAAUAAUGAGCGUCUGAAUCGUCUUGAGUAUACACAAUUUGACAUAGAAAAGACCAUGACACUACUCAAGGAACGGAUCGAGUUAUUAGAAAAACAAUGUGAUCAUAAUUAAUCAAAAUGCUUUAGUUUCUAAGUAUCUUCUCAAAUUGAAAUUAAUGUUGAUGUGACAAUGAUAUAUAUCUCUUUACAUACAUAUAUAAUAACAAGCUCACAACGUGUUGUAAUAUUACGAUAUACAAUAUACAUAUGUGUAUAAUUAUUUUGUAUUUACAUUAUGACUUUUGCAAGUUGAAGUUUAAAUGUUAUAAGAAUUAAGAUAAAAUUGCAUUCUCGAUAAA
This is a messenger RNA of Galleria mellonella (greater wax moth), 4559 nucleotides long. Its product is annotated as peroxidasin. Gene Ontology annotation, molecular function: protein binding; heme binding; peroxidase activity. The record is from RefSeq and is a predicted model, not a curated record. The transcript has 7 exons. NCBI's taxonomy places the organism in Eukaryota, Metazoa, Arthropoda, Insecta, Lepidoptera, Pyralidae. Bases 221 to 4333 code for a protein of 1370 amino acids. Gene Ontology annotation, biological process: response to oxidative stress.